Messenger RNA from Magnolia sinica, 1344 nucleotides. RefSeq names its product E3 ubiquitin-protein ligase AIP2. Gene Ontology annotation, cellular component: cytoplasm. Lineage: Eukaryota; Viridiplantae; Streptophyta; Magnoliopsida; Magnoliales; Magnoliaceae. Gene Ontology annotation, molecular function: ubiquitin protein ligase activity. The transcript is spliced from 5 exons. The record is from RefSeq and is a predicted model, not a curated record. The coding region runs from base 69 to 1061 and encodes 330 amino acids. Gene Ontology annotation, biological process: protein ubiquitination.
CCAAUCCAUUUGCGUUGUAUUGAGAUUUGAAGAAGAAAAGAAAACGAAAAGAGAGAUUUCGAGAAAAGAUGGGAUCUGAAGAGAAAUUAGAGGUGGAGAAGAGAUUGCAAGAUCUGCAGAAAAUGCUGGGAAAGAAGAACAUGUUCGAAGAAUCCGUCUCUUCAAUCCGAGCUCUUCUCCUCGAACACUACCCUUCUUCCUCUCCUUCUCUUCGCAAAUCGAUAUAUUCCGUGGUUUGUCGAGUCGCAACUGUUUUACAGACAAGAUAUACUGCACCUGGCUUUUGGUUGGCGGGUUUACGGCUCUUUGAAGAAGCAGAAUGCUUGGUUACUGAACCUUCAGAGAAGGCACAUUUGAAAACAUGCAUUGCUAGAGCUCGUGAGCAUUUGCAUGAGGAGGAGAAUAAGCCCGAGGUUCCUCAGAAUAAUAUGCGUGCAGGUUCAAGAUUUCUUUUUGAAGGGCAUCUGACAGUGGGGCCCGAGCCCCCACCACCUGCAUGGCUUGUGGCACAGAAUUUUCUAACAACUUUUGCUGCUACACAAGAGAGGGACAUUGCCUCUGAGUCUUCACAAGAUCAGGGGGAGAAUAGUAGCACAUCUGAGAGCACUAGAGGGAUCCAUGCACUAGAAGAGUUGAUGAAUACCAUGCAAGAGAUCAAUGGAUUACAGGAUAUUGAGAGUGUGAUUGAAGCUUCAUUGCAGGAAAUAGGAGCCGGACCACAGAGACCACCCCCAGCCUCCAAAGAAGUGGUCGCAAAGCUUCCAGUCAUCACCGUUACGGAUGAAAUCUUGGAGAGGCUGGGAAUUGAGACUCAGUGUGCUGUGUGCAGGGAGAACUUGGUUAUCAAUGAUAAGAUGCAGGAGCUGCCUUGCAAGCAUCUAUUUCACCCUGACUGCCUCAAGCCAUGGCUGGAUGAGCACAACUCAUGCCCAAUCUGCAGGCAUGAGCUGCAGACGGACGAUCAUGCAUAUGAGAGCUGGAAAGAGCGGGAGAAGGAGGCAGAAGAAGAAAGGAAGGGCGCUGCGAAUGCUGUCCGUGGUGGAGAAUACAUGUAUGUUUAAAAACAUCAUUUGUUAUUGGCAAUGAUGUUCAUGUUGAUGGCUAUGAAUAUUUGUUAAGAAACACUAGUUUAAUGGGUCCUGAUGCGUUUGAUGCUUCACUAGUGUGGGCCCAUGGUUUAUCUGAAUCUCCCUGCUGUGGAUGAGGACUGACCUAAAUAUCAAACAGGAAGAUCCUAAUCCUUGAAUCACUAGCUUGCAAAUAGAUGGUUGAGAAUGGGCCAUAAUGGGUUUGGAAAGAAAGCAGGCCUGAUGAAUAAAAUCACAAUUGUUCCCUUCGGAUUCA